Molecule: messenger RNA, 1668 nt
Organism: Hippopotamus amphibius kiboko
Lineage: Eukaryota; Metazoa; Chordata; Mammalia; Artiodactyla; Hippopotamidae
Product: sialic acid-binding Ig-like lectin 14
Exons: 6
Biological process (GO): cell adhesion
Cellular component (GO): plasma membrane
Molecular function (GO): sialic acid binding
Source: RefSeq, a predicted model, not a curated record
AUGGUGCCCCAGCUGCUGCUGCUGGCCCUGCUGUGGGGGGGGUCCCUGCAGGAGAAUCCAGGGUACAACCUCCGCGUGCAGAAAUCAGUGACAGUGCAGGCGUGCGGGGGCGUCCACGUGCCCUGCUCCUUCUCCUACCCCUGGAGUUCAUGGUAUUCCUCUCCUGAACCCUCCAUCUAUUGGUUCCGGGAAGGGGACGACAUAGACAGUGAGCCUGUGGCCACAAACAACCCAAACAGAUGAGUGAAGCCAGAGACCCAGGGCCGAUUCCACCUGCUCUGGGACCCCAGCAACAACAACUGCUCCCUGAGAAUCAGACACGCCAGGAUGAGUGACACAGGAGUCUACCUCUUCCGAGUGGAGAGAGAUGAAGUGAAAUACACUUACAAAGAUAAGAAGCUGAAUUUGCAGGUGACAGCGCCAGCAGAGAAUCCCAACAUCCACUUUUUGGAGCCUCUGGAGUCCGGCCGCCCCACAAACCUGACCUGCAGCCUGUCACUAGUCUGUGAAGUGAGACAGUUUCUCCUGUUCUCCUGGGCGGGAAAUGCCCUGAAUGGGAUGAACACAGAGGCCCUCCACUCCUCGGUGCUCACCCUCACCCCGAGGCCCCAGGACCAUGGCACCAACCUCACCUGUCGUGUGAAACUCCAAGGAGCUCAGGUGACCACGGAGAGAACCAUCCGACUCAGUGUCUCCUAUGCUCCACAGUUGUUGACCACCAGAUUCUUCCAGGGAAACGUCACAGAAAGCCCCCCUUCCUGCAGCUGUGUGACUGAGGAGCAGCAGGGCUCCUGGCCCCUGGUCCUCACCCUGAUCAGAGGGGCCCUCAUGGGGGCUGGCUUCCUCCUCGUCUAUGGCCUCACCUGGAUCUACUACACCAGGUGUGGAGGCCACUAGGGAGCAGGGCUGAGAGGUGUGGCUGAGUCUCCCUCCUUGUCAGGACGGGAAUCACGUGAGGAUGCGGAGAGCCCAGAGGACAGACGCGGGGACAUCACUGUGAGCUUCCCCUGGAAACACUCGACUCGAACCCUGUCUCAUCUGUAACCAAGACCUUUUCAUUUGUGGACAUGACUACGUAACGACACGAAGAGUCAAUACCAUUGAAAGGAGACUUUCAUCGCUUACAUUUUCCAGGAGAAUGUGGCACUUCACGCUGGGUAGGGCAAAGGGGAAGCAUGAGGUUUUGCUUAAGAGGCUGGAGCAGGUGUGGGGAAGCCUUUACUGGGGCUUCCAUGGGAAAGGCUAUGCUUGGCAGGGAAAAUUCUUUAGGAUCUCCUCAUUUAAAUGAUUCUGGUGGGCUUUGGGCUGCAGGGGUGGUUUAGGGUAAAGUAAAUAGUGACUCGGUGAGGGAGGGGUAGAUAAAGGGGGUGGUGCGAUUAUGGGGCUAAGGACUGAUUUGGUUUUAUUUUAAAGGUGAGGUCCUGGGGGAGCCCUUUUCUGUCUCUAAGAACUGGCUGACCCUGGGAGACAGUGUCCUUUUCAGGCCAGUAAGCUUUUUAAGAUGUCCCGAUAUCAUCGGAUAUAGAAAAUAAAGCAUAGUUAUUGAAUACGCACCCCCACUGCCUUCGCCCUGUUUCAGAAGUGCCUCUCCCCAGCCACUACCUGCUUAUGCUCUUGGUCCUGCUUCAGUCCUCCCCUCCCACCUUGCUCCUCUCUCUGGGUCCCCAG